AUGACUGCUGAUGAUGCUAUGCAAUCAGACGCCCUGAUCCAAGGUCAGUGCAUUAUCAAAGGUCGAUUUCUAACUGUACUGUAUGACUCGGGUGCAUCGCAUUCCUUUGUUUCUUUAACUGUUGCUCGUGAGUUGGGACUAGAUUUCUCUGAGUUGAACUUUGAUCUAAUUGUCCAUACACCUGCGUCCCAAAAUGCUUUGACUAGUUUAGUGUGCCUGCAAGUACCAUUCACUAUUAGGAACAGAACUUUUAUACAUGAUCUAAUCUGUUUGCCUCUAUGUGGUUUAGAAGUUAUUCUAGGGUUAGAUUGGUUAUCUAAGUAUCAUGUUUUCCUUGAUUGCUAUGAAAGAACUACUAUUAUUCCGUCUGAUAGUUUAGAUAUUAAACCAUUUCUGUCUCAUACUUUAUAUCUGAAUUCUGUAAGAGUUGCAUUAGACGGGAGUGAUUGUGAGGGGUACGUUCUGUUAGCGGCUAGCUCGAAUGAUAGUGAACUAAGCCUAGAAUGA
Molecule: messenger RNA, 507 nt
Organism: Arachis stenosperma
Lineage: Eukaryota; Viridiplantae; Streptophyta; Magnoliopsida; Fabales; Fabaceae
Exons: 1
Coding region: 1-507 (168 amino acids)
Source: RefSeq, a predicted model, not a curated record